Spathaspora passalidarum NRRL Y-27907 is the source of this 968-nucleotide messenger RNA. RefSeq lists its product as uncharacterized. NCBI's taxonomy places the organism in Eukaryota, Fungi, Ascomycota, Pichiomycetes, Serinales, Debaryomycetaceae. Gene Ontology annotation, biological process: protein histidyl modification to diphthamide. Bases 22 to 921 code for a protein of 299 amino acids. The transcript has a single exon. The record is from RefSeq and is a predicted model, not a curated record. Gene Ontology annotation, molecular function: diphthine synthase activity.
ACUGAUAAAGGUGCAAACAACAUGUUAUACUUAAUUGGGUUAGGAUUAUCUUACGAGUCUGACAUCACCGUGCGUGGGUUAGAAACUGUCAAGAAAUGUAAGAGGGUCUACUUGGAAGCAUACACUUCCAUAUUGAUGGCGGCAGACCAACAAUCACUUGAAAAAUUUUACGGCAGGGAAGUGAUCCUCGCUGACCGAGAACUCGUCGAGACUGGCGCCGACCAAAUCUUGGACGGUGCUCAAGAAGACGACAUUGCCUUCUUAGUAGUGGGGGACCCAUUUGGCGCCACUACCCACACCGACUUGAUCAUCAGAGCUAGGGAAUUGAACAUCCCCGUUGAAUGUAUCCACAAUGCUUCGGUGAUGAACGCUGUGGGUGCCUGUGGGUUACAAUUGUACAAGUUUGGACAAACUGUCUCCUUAGUGUUCUUCACUGAAACAUGGAAGCCUGACUCGUUCUAUGAUAAAGUCAUGGAAAACAGAAAGAUCGGGUUACACACGUUGUUAUUGUUGGAUAUUAAAGUCAAGGAACAGAGUAUCGAGAACAUGGCCAGAGGAAGAUUGAUCUAUGAACCACCAAGAUACAUGGACAUCGCCACUGCUGCUAGUCAAUUAUUGGAAAUUGAAGAAAAGAGACAAGAACAAGCUUAUACUCCAGAUACCCCAUGUGUGGCAAUCUCCAGAUUAGGUUCCCCUAGCCAAAAGUUCAAAGCCGGUACCUUGAAAGAAUUGAGCGAGUACGACUCAGGCGAACCAUUACAUUCGUUGGUGAUGUUAGGAAGACAAGUCCACGAUUUAGAAUUGGAAUAUUUAUACCAGUAUGUAGACGACAAGGAAGCAUUCAAGAGCUUUGUCGAGAAAGAUCAAGAGUUCUUCAAGCCUCCACCAUACGUCCCUCCUGAAGAUGAUAUGAGCGAUUAGAUACAUUAACUAUAUAUGUAUAUAAAAAUACACGAUUAUUCCUUCUU